GACAUCACAUGUCAGUAGCAGUUGCAGUUCAGACGAAAGCGAGAUUUUUCCUAUGCUAACUGCUAAAGCUAAUGAACGUGGCAGUGCUGACAUAUUUAAUGAAAUAGAGUCUUCAAAACAACAAGUUUCAGACUUUUCAAGCGAUGAUGAAGAUGUGAACGAGGCAAAUAUUACCAGGGCUGACGACAUUAAUGACAUAUAUGUACAGAAAAUACUGAAGGAUUCAACAACAAAAUGUGGGGAAAAAAAGAAGGUAAACCGUGUAUACAACAGCUAUCAAUAUUGUGCCUUGUGUGAUAAAAAAGUUUCCAAUUUUGCACAACACAUUUCAAGAAACCGUCAUCUUGUGGCUCAUGCUAGUUGUUUGGAAUUGACAGAAAUUGUGGAAGAAGAAGAUGAAGAUUGCAUGCGUAAACGGCGAACCUUGCUUCGUGGUAAAUUUAACCAUAAAUUUAAUAUGAAAACAAUUAACAGUGGAAAGGGUGAACUAAUCCUAGAAAGACGGCCAAAAGGUAACUUUAAAGUAGAAGAUUUUGGGCCAUGCCCAGGCUGUUAUUUAUGGAUGACCCACAAGCUUUUGCGAAAGCACAAGGCUAAAUGUCUAGCUCAAAGUGAAUUUACAAAAUCAUCUUCCUUAGUAACUCAAAUCAAAAAUAAUAACUGGACGCAUACCAACUAAACCAAGUGAAGCUCUUCUGAAAGAAGUUUUUAUUGUAAUGAAAAUGGACAAUAUAGGCAAAGUUGCUCGUGAAGAUCCACUCAUAGUACAGCAUGGAAAUUACUGGAUGCAGAAAAAUGUUGGAAACAAAUUGAAAAGAGGGGCAUAUAUUUCUCAAAUUAUGAGAUUAUGCGCACGUUUGUUAAUAAAUCUCAGAGAAUAUCCCAUAUCAGAGGAACCAACUUUGUGGAGUUAUUUGAAAGCAUCUCAUUUGGACAACAUAGUGAAAGCCACAUUGAAAGUAGCUGAUGCCAUUAGCGAUGACAAUCUUCAGAAACCUAGUAAUGCCCGUAAACUUGGGUUUUAUAUCAAAAGAGUCAUCAAUUGCCAAAUAGGAAUUGCGAUAAUGACCAACAAUGAGACAAGUCGAAAAGAAGCAGAAGAUUUGUUGAAAACAAUGGAAAUAUUUUGGGGAACAAGAAUCGCUAAGUUGUCAAAUGUUUUGCUGGAAGAAAAGAAAUACAACAAAAAUCAACCACUACCCAAACCAGACGAUAUUGCCAUAUUAAACAAAAGUAUUGAAGAUACAAUUAAUAAUUUGAAUCUGAAUGUGGAGACAUUUGAAAACUUUACUUCUGUUGUUGAAGCCAUCUCUGCCAAGCUUGUGGUUUAUAACAGAAGAAGAGUAGGCGAAGUUGAAGCAAUAAGACUAACCGAUUAUGAGAAAAUACGAAAAGGGGAAGCCCCAGAACAUUUAGUAGGUCAAUUAACAGAUUUUGAAAAAAAGUUACUUAAGGAACAAGAGGUGAUGACAGUAAGAGGAAAGACUGGACGUGGUGUUCCAAUAAUUUUGCCUAAAAUAACAAAACAAGGUUUAAAGUUUUUGACUGAUCGCAAAAUACGCAAAGAUGGUGUGAUUAGAGCUUAUAACUGUUUAGCAAAGGCUUGCAGCAAAGCACCGUUAUCUUCACCCGAACUUAUCACAAGUACGACCUUAAGAAAAUACAUGGCUACAAUAACUCAGGUUUUAGAUCUCAAACCAAAUGAGAUGACAUGGGUAUUAGACCAUCUUGGUCAUAGCAUGGACGUGCACAAAAUUUACUACCGAAAAACACAGAUAGCAAAGUUGUUGCUUAUUCAAGACACAAAUCAAGUUGGGCGUUUCAAGGAUAAGUCCUUAACUGAUGUUCAAAUGGAAGACGUGGUUUUUAAUAGAGACACCGAAACAAUGGUAAAUUUUCAAGCAUCUGAGGUCAUAGACAGUGAUAUUUUUGAUGAGACAAAAAUGGACAGUGAUAGUGAAGAAGAUACAAGAAAAAGCCAAAGAAAAAGGCCAUGUAUAACAACAAAAGCAAAGUGGUCAGAAGAAGAAGAGGCAGAGAUUCGAGAAUUGUUCAAGAAGUUCAUAAACAAGAAGAUAAGGCCUACUCCGGCUCAGUGCUUAAAAGCUAUCGCCAUCAGCAAGGAAAAGGGUGGGGUAAUCUGGAGAAGAAAAAAAGAUGUCUUGAAAAAAAAAUUGUUCAGAAUUAUUGACAAGUUGAACAAACAGUGAAUUAAUAAGCUCUUGAGAUAUAUUAUGGUUUUUAGUUAUUAUGGUAUUACUAACUCUUGAAGGGAUCAGAGUCAGAUAUUGGUUAACUAUUCUGUUUUAUGCAUCUUUUUUUAUACCACUUGCUGAUUGCAAAAUCACUUAUGUUUUAUCAUUUAUGUAAAUCAUGACCUACAUGGAUUCAGUUGUAGCAGCUUGAUAAGCUCGUAGCCAAUGCAUUUGGCCAAUUAUUUGUGACGAUAUGAUGAAAAUGUAUAAAUAAUGAACAGAAAACCAAAUAUACAAGCUAACAUCGAAUUGAAGCACUACUUAAGAUCUCCA
Molecule: messenger RNA, 2528 nt
Organism: Patella vulgata (common limpet)
Lineage: Eukaryota; Metazoa; Mollusca; Gastropoda; Patellidae
Exons: 7
Coding region: 717-2210 (497 amino acids)
Source: RefSeq, a predicted model, not a curated record